AUGCGCGUUGACAUCCGAGAUCUGGUGCUCGGGACGAUGACGAUCGUGUUUAUAAUACUGACCUUUAACCACGGGCUUCAAACCGCAAUCAAGGAGUGCUACAUGUUUGGCGCAAUCCCGGUCAGCGUGGCGAAUAAAGUGGAGAUCCGGAAGGCGCUGCCGUUGAAGAGCAAACGUGAUGACUGCAUAUUCGUGACGCUGGGUAUCAACCAGGAUAUCCGGCUCGAGGAGGUCGUCAAGGUCACCCAGCCGAAUUGCAAAUUUUUCGGCGCCGACCCGAUCGCUGAGGGGAAUAAGAAGCGGUAUAAAAAGGUCGGCAAAUUCUUCAACUACGCCGUCUCAUCGACAUAUCUGAUCAAGCCACUCAUGUUUUCACACGGCGGAUUUUCCGAGGUGAAGCAAAUCAAGCGGAAACCCCUGUACGACUUUUUGCGGUUGGAUGUCAAGGAAACCCUGAUCGACUACAUGUUUGUGGACAUCGACGAGACGGAGUAUGACCUUUUAGAGAUGCUGCAGGCGAAUAUGGCACACUCGAACGGGUUUGCGUUUUGCCAGAUCGGGCUCAAGCUCCACAACACGGUCGACAUCAAAAAGCAAAAGAAGUUCUAUGAUUUUGUCGUCCGGCUCAUCAGGGAAAGCGGCUACACAUUGGUGUUUGAUGACCAGGUGGCAGAACCGGGAUUUUAUCACAGGUUGUUCUUCUACAACCACCGCGACACGCAAUGCCGGAAGAAGUUUCUGCCCCUA
Mesorhabditis spiculigera is the source of this 747-nucleotide messenger RNA. Lineage: Eukaryota; Metazoa; Nematoda; Chromadorea; Rhabditida; Rhabditidae. The record is from the annotation of a GenBank genome assembly.